Molecule: messenger RNA, 2807 nt
Organism: Abrus precatorius (Indian licorice)
Lineage: Eukaryota; Viridiplantae; Streptophyta; Magnoliopsida; Fabales; Fabaceae
Product: putative DEAD-box ATP-dependent RNA helicase 29
Exons: 11
Coding region: 86-2440 (784 amino acids)
Cellular component (GO): nucleus
Molecular function (GO): RNA binding; ATP binding; RNA helicase activity
Source: RefSeq, a predicted model, not a curated record
GGGGGUUGGGGUUAGUGGGAGGGAUGAAAUUGGAAGCAGAGCGGCCAUAGACGUGAGCAAGCGAAAGAAAAUAUUGUGACAGAAGAUGGGAGGCGAAGGAAGGGGUGCGAAGAAGGAGAAGAAGAAAAAGAAGAAUGCGAAUUCUGGUGGGUUUGAGUCACUUGGUCUGAAUCCUAAUGUUUUCAAAGGAAUCAAGCGGAAGGGGUACCAAGUGCCGACCCCAAUUCAGAGGAAGACAAUGCCCCUCAUCCUUUCUGGCUCUGACGUGGUUGCCAUGGCUCGCACUGGCUCUGGCAAAACGGCUGCGUUUCUUGUCCCCAUGAUUCAUCGCCUCAACCAGCAUCUCCCUCAGGGCGGAGUUAGAGCCCUGAUUUUAUCCCCUACUAGGGACUUGGCCCUUCAGACUCUCAAGUUCACCAAAGAGCUUGGCCACUUCACAGACCUUCGUGUUAGUUUAUUAGUCGGCGGUGAUAGUAUGGAAAGUCAGUUUGAGGAGUUAGCUCAGAGUCCAGACAUUAUAAUUGCCACUCCCGGUAGGCUUAUGCACCAUCUGUCUGAGGUCGAUGACAUGUCGUUGCGCAGUGUGGAGUAUGUUGUUUUCGACGAGGCUGAUUGCUUAUUCGGCAUGGGUUUUGCCGAGCAGCUGCAUCAAAUUCUUGCUCAGCUGGGCGAGAACCGUCAGACCUUGCUUUUCAGUGCCACGUUACCCAGUGCGCUUGCUGAAUUUGCCAAGGCCGGUUUGAGAGAUCCUCAGCUUGUCCGUCUCGAUUUGGAAACUAAAAUUAGUCCUGAUUUGAAGCUUGCCUUUUUCACUAUGAGGCAGGAAGAGAAGUAUGCGGCCUUGCUGUAUUUGAUUAGGGAGCAUAUUGGUCCUGAUCAGCAGACAUUAAUUUUUGUAUCAACAAAACAUCAUGUGGAGUUCCUCAACAUUUUGUUUCGUGAAGAGGGUAUUGAGCCUUCUGUAUGUUAUGGUGACAUGGAUCAAGAUGCUCGCAAAAUCCAUGUAUCAAGGUUUAGGGCUCGAAAGACAAUGUUGUUGAUUGUGACAGACGUUGCGGCUAGGGGUAUUGACAUUCCAUUACUUGAUAAUGUUAUCAAUUGGGACUUUCCUCCCAAGCCUAAAAUAUUUGUCCAUCGAGUUGGAAGGGCUGCAAGGGCUGGUCGUACUGGUACGGCAUAUUCUUUUGUGACUUCCGAGGAUAUGGCUUACCUUUUAGAUCUUCAUCUGUUUCUCUCAAAACCAAUCAAAGCUGCUCCCACCGAAGAAGAGGUCUUGCAGGAUAUGGAUGGAGUAAUUUCAAGAAAUGACCAGGCAAUGGCUAAUAGAGAAACUAUUUAUGGUCGUUUCCCCCAAAAAGUCAUUGACCUUGUUUCAGACAGAGUUAGGGAAAUUAUUGAUACUUCGGCAGAACUGGAAUCGUUGCAGAGAACCUGUAAAAAUGCAUUUCGUUUAUAUUCUAAAACAAAACCCUUACCCGCAAAGGAGUCCAUCAGGAGAGUAAAGGAUUUGCCUCGUGAAGGGCUGCAUCCGAUGUUCAUGAAUGUGUUGGAAACGGGGGAGUUAAUGGCACUUGCAUUUUCUGAGCAUUUGAAAAAGUUUAGGCCAAAGCAGACCAUUUUGGAAGCUGAAGGUGAAGCAGCAAAAUCUAAGCACCAGCAGGGCCCUUCUGGCCAAUGGGUUGAUGUUAUGAAAAGGAAAAGAGCCAUUCAUGAGAAUAUUAUAAAUUUGGUUCAUGAACAGCAAUCUAAGAUUACUAAGGAAAAGGAAAAGGAAAAGGAGGAAAUUCAAUCAGAAAUCACUUCUUUUGUGGAGAAAGGAAGAAAAGCAGCAUGUGGUUCUAAGAGAAAGCCACAAAGUUUCAAGGAUGAGGAUCACUAUAUAAGUUCAAUACCAAAAAAUCAACACAUGGAGGCAGGCCUUUCAGUAAAAGCUAAUGAAGACUUCGCGUCAAAUAGAUUGGAUGCAGCUGUCUUAGAUUUAGUAGCGGAUGAUGGUGCUGGCAUUAAGAAACAAAGAUCAAUGUAUCAUUGGGAUAAGAGGAGUAAAAAGUACAUCAAGUUAAACAAUGGUGACCGGGUUGCAGCUAAUGGAAAGAUCAAGACAGAGAGUGGUGCGAAAACGAAGGCCACCAAGACUGGUAUUUAUAAGAAGUGGAAAGAACGCUCGCACAGUAAGGUAUCUCUUAAAGGGGCAAAUAAUGAUGGUGAUCCUCAGGAACCAACAAGUUUGGCAGGAUCUUACCGAGGAGGUCGUAGGAACUUUAAAGGCAGCAAGAAGCAGCAUUUGAUGCCCAAUUCCCAUGUGCGUUCUGAAAUCAAAGAUAUGGAUCAAAUUCGGAAGGAGAGGCAGAAAAAAGCCAACAGGAUUUCUUAUGUAAAGAGCAAGUCGACAAAGGGUAAAAAAUUUGGCAAAAAUGGUAAAAGAAGAAAAGGCAGGUAGAGGUUGUUUGAAGCUCUAGAAAUUGAUUGUGCGGGAAAGGGAAAAAGUUUGUCGUCAAAAUUUUUGUGAGAGGUUGGAGGGAAGUGAACCCAAGUGAUGGCAAAAGUGGAUUUUUGUUCAAAUUUUUUAUUGGUUCGCCAGCGAAUUUUGUUUGUUCAAAGUAAUCAUUAUUACACUUGUUGCUGUAUACGGGGAUCACACCUGGGCACUUCUGCCCCUUGAUUACUUUUCUUUGGAAUAGCGGAUCAGUUGCAAACCCUUAUUCUUUUUUGGUCCAUAAUCAAUGCUCUGCAUGGGUUUACCCCACGUGCGUUUAGAGUUUAAUUAUUUAUCUUUAUAUUCAAUUUAAAACAACUACUUAUUUCUU